AUGGGAAUUUCGUCAUCGAAACUCGAGCAUUCGGCGAUUAUGAACGCCACAUGUGGUCCGGUUCGCGGAAUUUCGUAUAAUAUCGAUGGAAAAUUCGUGAACGGAUUCCUCGGAAUACCAUAUGCGAAGCCGCCAAUCGGCGAAUUGAGAUUCAAGAAGCCAGUUGCUCAUGAGGUUUGGACGGAGCCGAGAGAUUGCUUCAGGUUUGGCCUUCGUGCUCCACAGAAUGAUGAGCUCAUCGGACAGUUUAUGAAUCACGUCGGCAAAAGCGAGGCGCACUGUCUGAAUCUGAACGUGUUCGCGCCGAGCUGGCACUCGCCGUCCGGUUUUCCGGUGAUGGUGUUCAUUCACGGCGGCGGUUUCGCCGUCCACUCGAGCAGCAAUUACGGCAGCGUGUCGGUGGCGCGCAAUCUAUGCGUCAAAGACGUCGUCGUCGUCACAAUCAACUAUCGUCUCGGCCUUCUCGGCUUCAUGUCGACCGGCGACGACGUCUGCCGCGGCAAUCUCGGCCUGUGGGAUCAGACGAUGGCGCUCGAAUGGGUUCGCGAUCAUAUUCGAUGCUUCGGCGGCGAUCCGACCAACGUCACGAUAUUCGGCCAAAGCGCCGGCGGCGCCUCCGUCGACCUCCUAUGCCUCAGCCCGCACUCGAGAGACUUGUUUCAACGCGCGAUUCCGAUGGCCGGCAACGGCGAAUGCUAUUUCGCCGUUCGAACCGCCGAGCAGCAAGCGGCUCUCACCAAAGAGUACGCCAGAUAUUUGGGAUGGAAAGGCGAUGACGACGACACCGUCGAUUUGAUGCGAUUUUUCAACGCCGAGCCGUUGUACAAACUCGAAAUGGGCCUGAAUCCGAAGCGCGGAUUUCGACACUCGCAACAAGGCAACCUCUAUUUUGUGCCGAAUUUCGACGGCGAGUUUUUUCCGCGACCGCUCGACGAGCUGCGAAAAGAGGCGCCGAAAAAGUCGCUGAUGACGGGCACCACGAAAUACGAGGGACUCUUUUUCGUGGGUCUCGGCGCGAUCUCGCGAACACACGACGGCUUCAAGCGAUUCGCUCGACAAAUCUUCAAACCGUGCGAUUACGGCGGACACGCCGACGAGAUUCAACGAAUGGUGUACGAUUAUUAUAUGAAGGGUGUCAAUCCGAAAAAUUCGCACCAAAUGGCGCAUCAGAUUGUCAAGUUCCUCGGCGAUUAUUCGAUCAAUUACGGCACCUAUCGUUUGGCGAAAUCAAUGUCCGAUUAUGGCAACACCGUCUACUUCUACUCGUUCGAGCACUUCAAUCCGCACGGCUUCGGCGUUUUCAAAUGGAUGCUGCCGUUCCUCGGCGCCACCCAUUGCACCGAGCUUCGCUACGUGCUCGGCAAAGGCGUCAUCUCGAAAUUUCGGCCCGAUGAGAGGGACAAGGCGAUGAUCGAGACGAUGACGACGUUCUUCACCAACUUCGCCAAAUACGGCGAUCCGAAUCCGCCGGGAACUCAACAAUGGCUUCCGCAUGAUCCAAACGAGCCGUUCAAGCACUUCAAAAUUGAUUUCGACAAUUGCGCAAUGCACGAUGACUACCAGGAUCGGAGACUAUUAUUCUGGGAUGAGAUCCACGCAAAAAAUCGGUACCCGCUCGCUACUUUAAGCUCAUUAUUAUCAUUUUUUUUUGUUUUUCAACGGGUAGUCGUCAUAAAAGUUUAUUGGAUAUGA
Messenger RNA from Caenorhabditis bovis, 1692 nucleotides. NCBI's taxonomy places the organism in Eukaryota, Metazoa, Nematoda, Chromadorea, Rhabditida, Rhabditidae. The record is from the annotation of a GenBank genome assembly.